Cyprinodon variegatus (sheepshead minnow) is the source of this 1301-nucleotide messenger RNA. RefSeq names its product heat shock 70 kDa protein 12A-like. NCBI's taxonomy places the organism in Eukaryota, Metazoa, Chordata, Actinopteri, Cyprinodontiformes, Cyprinodontidae. The annotation marks the transcript as partial. The transcript has a single exon. The record is from RefSeq and is a predicted model, not a curated record.
GAGGAACUAUUGACAUCACUGUUCAUGAAGUCCAGGAUGGAGGAACCCUGAAGGAGCUGCACAAGGUCUCUGGAAACAACCUAGGAGGGCAAACUGUGGACAGAAAGUUUAAACAUUUUCUAAGAGAAAUAUUCCCUGAUGGAGUCUGGGAUGAAUUUCAACAAAACUCUCCCAGUUCAGCUCAGAGAAUCAUGUAUGAUUUCACUCGUCUCAAACAAUCAGAUACAGAUAUUCAGAUCAGCCCCCCACACAAACUGGUAUCAUUGGCUGAAAAAAAGUCAGGAAGAGAAAAUUUCAUCAAGUCAGACCUCGGUGCUUCCUGGGAUGGUGAUUACAUCAUAAUAUCACAAAAUAGACUGAGGUCUUUCUUUAAAGAAAGUCUGAAAGGCAUCACCCAGAAUCUGAGAGAAAUCUUUAACUCUGUUCCCAACAUUAAUUACAUUCUGUUAGUGGGGGGGUACGCUCAGAGUAAAAUACUACAGCAGCACAUUAUUGAUCAGUUUGAACAUCAGUGUGAAGUUCUGUGUCCUUUCAGCGCCCAGGAAGCGAUUGUGAGGGGAGCUGUAGAGUUUGGUAGAAACCCACAGGUUGUUAUUUCUCGUAAAAGUUCCUAUACUUAUGGAUUUGCUGUUUGUGAGAAGUUUGAUGAGAGGAAACACAAGGAAGAAAAGAAAUUCACAGCAGGAGGCGUGGAAUACAGUAGACAUAUUUUUAAGAAAUUAGUGGAAGAAGGUGAGGAUGUUGGAUCAGAGGAAACCAGAGAGUUCCUUUGUUCUCCAGCUAAAGCAGAUCAGAGAAACAUGACAAUGAGAUUCUACCGCACAGUUAGAAAAGAUCUAGUUUAUGUAGAUGACUGGGCAGUGAAUGAGGUUGGUUCAUUCAGUGUAGACAUCUCUAGAGGGGGUAAAGUCAGGCUAGAAAUAAAGUUUGGCUCAACAGAGAUAACAGCUACAGGAACCAACAUGAGAAGUGGAGAGAAACAAACAGUCACAAUAGACUUCAUGACCAAAGACAGAGAAUGUGUCAUUGAUGAGGCAGAUGAUGAGGUCACUGAUGGAUUCAGUAUUCCAUCAGAAGAAUUUUUAAUAGAGGGUGAAUAAACACCUUGAGGAACAUGUCACUCCUCCAUGAACCUCAAAUGUGACCAAGAAUUUUAGAAACUGAAUCAAAGUUAAAUCACUUAAAGCAUUUUAAAAUAAAAGUACUUUAAAUCAUGUGGCAUGGGAGCUGGCUCGGAGCUCGUCUGCCUGGCUGUGUGUUUCCUGGACGGGGCCGCCUGUGGAGCUGGUUGACAGUUGCCU